GUAGAACAUCCUCAAUGACCGGUGUUCUUGUAGACCGGGCUCCGGUGGCCUACGGUCGUUGGGGGAUUCCUCAGCUGUUUGAGGAGCUUCAGAGGCCGGAGACUAGCAUCAAAAACCGGGUCCUGAACUCACUGUGUGACCUGAUGCAUGACCCGGACCGGAUCUACCAGACUGUCAACGGAGGUUUUUUGGGCCACUUGACGGUUUUGUUGAAGGAUGAAGAUCCACAAGUUAGAACAAAAACCUGCGAGCUUCUGUCUGUGCUGAGUCAUCACAACAUCGGCAGACAGGCCCUCGUCUCCUCCUCUCUGCUCCCUCCUCUCUCUCUGCUGCUGGACGACUCCUCAUCCUCCUGCAGGAGAAACGUCCACCGAGUGCUGAACAACCUCACUCUGCCUCCUGCAGGAGCUGAGGCGCUCCUCUUUCUGGUUCCUAAGCUGAUGAUGAAGCUCAGACUGGAGGCAGAGGGAGAGGAGCAGGAGGAGGAGGAGGAAGUGCAGGUGCUGCUCCUCUCUACCCUCCGCUCCUGCUUCAGGCUGGGUCCCCUGUCGGCUCUGACCCCUGACAGCAUCCCUCUGCUGCGACGCAAACUCACCCAUCAAUCCUCAAACAUCCGCAGAGAGGCAGCGGGUGCCAUGAUGGAACUCAGUGUCUCUCAGGACGGGGCGCAGCAGGUGUGUGAGGAAGCAGUACUUCCUGUUCUGGUGGAGCUGCUGCAAGAUAAAGACAUGGAGGUUCAGGGAAACGCUGCAGGAGUCAUCAUGUACACUGCCGUCAUCACCACAGGUAAGCAGCAGUGUGUGGAGCUGGGCGUCAUCCCCAUCCUGCUCGACCUCAUAUCCAAGAAGCCAGACGAGGAAGAGGAGGAGGAGGAGGAUGAGGAGAAGAGGCAGAGGAGGAAGGCUGUCAUCAUGUUCUCCCUGCGAGCUCUGACCUGUUUGGCUGAAAUCCCAGGUGGCCGCUCCCUCCUGCUGGAGCAUCUGCCCCUGCUGAGGGAGAGGAGCAAGGAUGAAGAGGAGGACCCAGUCAUCAGACAGAACGCUCAGACCGCCAUCAGUGUUAUCACAUGGACUCCAUGAGACUCAGAAGACCUUAAAGUCUAAACUAUAAGUGGACAAAAUGUGAAAAGAUCACACAAAAUAUG
This is a messenger RNA of Cheilinus undulatus (humphead wrasse), 1144 nucleotides long. RefSeq names its product radial spoke head 14 homolog (gene rsph14). Bases 15 to 1079 code for a protein of 354 amino acids. The transcript has 6 exons. Lineage: Eukaryota; Metazoa; Chordata; Actinopteri; Labriformes; Labridae. The record is from RefSeq and is a predicted model, not a curated record. Gene Ontology annotation, molecular function: protein binding.